This is a messenger RNA of Exaiptasia diaphana, 1825 nucleotides long. RefSeq names its product arylsulfatase B. Lineage: Eukaryota; Metazoa; Cnidaria; Anthozoa; Actiniaria; Aiptasiidae. The record is from RefSeq and is a predicted model, not a curated record.
UCGAACAAGACCGGAAAUGAAGACUUAUUUGAUAUUUGUACUUUUCUUACUUCAUGAAGUUUACAUAGAGUGUGGCAGCACUUCCAAGCCUCAUAUUUUGUUCAUUCUCGUCGAUGAUUUAGGAUGGAGCGAUGUUGGAUUUCACGGCUCAAAGAUCAAGACUCCAAACAUCGACAAGCUUGCUUCAGAAGGGGUCAUCUUGGAAAACUACUACGUACAGCCGAUUUGUUCUCCAACUAGAGGAGCUCUGCUCUCAGGGCGCUAUCCCAUUCAUAUAGGUUUACAGCAUGGUAUAAUCCACAAUGGAAGUCCAUUUGGUCUCCCUCUGAACCUCACUACCCUCCCACAAAAGCUCAAAGAAGCAGGCUACACCACCCAUAUGCUUGGAAAAUGGCAUUUAGGGUUUUACAACUGGGCCAGUACUCCUACGUACCGGGGAUUUGAUACUUUUUAUGGCUUCUACAGUGGUGCAGAAAACCAUUAUACGCAUGUCCAAGGACACUAUCUUGAUUUACGUGACAAUGAAGAGAUAGUGAGAGAUAUGAAUGGAACUUUUUCUUCUUAUUUAUUCACCAAGCAAGCUGAGAAGAUAUUCAACGCCCAUGAUCCAUCGAAGCCUAUGUUUAUGUACAUGGCAUUUCAGAACGUUCAUAGUCCAGUCCAGGCUCCUCAGGAAUUCGUAGAUAAAUACAGCUUCAUAAAUGACCCAAUAAGACGCACAUAUGCUGGUAUGGUAACUAUCAUGGAUGAAGCUGUUGGUAACCUUACUGAUACCUUAAAACGGACAGGAAUGUGGGAGAAUACCAUUUUAAUACUSAGUACUGACAAUGGUGGUGUGCCUAAGAAUGGUGGCUAUGACUACCCCUUGCGAGGCAGAAAAGACACGCUAUGGGAAGGUGGUAUUCGAGGAGUGUCGUUUGUACAUGGGAGGGAAGUACGAUAACGAGGCUCUUGAUGGCUAUGACGUAUGGGAUGCAAUAUCCAAUGGAAAGCCUUCGCCGAGAGUAGAGCUUCUUCAUAACAUAGAUGCCAGGCCAUCRCCCGACAGUCAAGGCGAGCUGGGGUUUGGGUACCAGGGUAUAGGACUACGUAAUGGAGACAUGAAACUCUUGAUGGGAGUUCCGAACAUAUCGUACUUCAUCCCACCUGAGGACAGACAGUCGCCWUUGUCACRUGAUACUGGGGGAGUUGCCCAGGAUUACGUCCAAGUGGCUUUGUAUAACAUCACCGCUGACCCGUACGAGAAGAACGACCUCAAAGACAAAUACCCUGAAAUUGUCAAACAGUUACAAGAUCGAGUCGAAUAUUAUCGCAAGACUGCAAUGCCACCGGCUAAUAAGCCCAACGACCCACAGGCCAGGAUAACUGCUAAAGAAAACGGAGCAUGGACGCCUUGGACAUAGACCAGUCACCAAUAGAGCGGAUUUCGUUUGACUGCAACGGAGUGAAUCAUGGACGCCACGGACACGCCACGCUUACUGCACGGAAGUGACGUGUUUUUUUGCACAGUCAUACGAAAUCCCCUCUAAUCUCURUCGAUGGUUGGAAUCGCCGUGUGUAAGCAAGAGAAAAAAACGAAACUAAUAGGAAAGAAAAAAACACUCACGGGAUCUUUUUAACUUUUAUAACUUGKUCGKYAUAAUGAUAAUUUUAUUGGUCUAACUACCAAAAAUCUAGAAAAAAUCGCAUUGAAUUUUUAAGUUUGGUAACUAWAAAGCCAGAAAUUCACAAACUCAGCGUAUCUAAUAAAAUAUUUUAACAAUAUAUCUCUGUGUUCAUCAAAAUACUUGGGCCAAAGAGCAAUGGAAGAUUCUCAUCGUUUACA